This is a messenger RNA of Psylliodes chrysocephalus, 2262 nucleotides long. The record is from the annotation of a GenBank genome assembly. Lineage: Eukaryota; Metazoa; Arthropoda; Insecta; Coleoptera; Chrysomelidae.
CAAUGAUUAUGCAACCAACAUUACACCAACGUGUUGUAUGUUGUAUUAUUAUUUCAAAAAUAUAACCUACAAAACAAAAAUGUAGGUGUAGGUACUUUAAAUUUAAAACAGAAUUUAAAACUUAAAUAGAAUGGGAGCAAGUAUUAAAAUAUUAACAUUUUUAAAUCAUAUGAAAUAUACAAGAAACUGUUAUAACAAACCGAAUUCUUUAAUUGGAUUCCACUCUAGCAAGCGAAAAUAUUGUAUACAUUCUGAAGAACCCAUAGAAAAUUUUGCAGAAAUUCCAAUAGAACGAAUUAGAAAUUUUAGCAUAAUAGCACAUGUAGAUCAUGGCAAAAGCACUUUGGCAGACAGAUUACUCGAACUUACUGGUACCAUAAAAGGUGGUCAACAAAAUCAAAUACUAGACAAAUUACAAGUUGAACGAGAAAGGGGGAUAACAGUAAAAGCACAAUCAGCUUCAUUGUUGUAUAAAUACAAUGGGGAUAUUUAUCUUUUAAACCUGAUUGAUACACCAGGUCAUGUAGACUUUUCUAAUGAGGUUCACAGGUCACUGUCAGUUUGUCAAGGUGUAAUUUUAUUAGUAGAUUCCAAUGAUGGGGUGCAAGCUCAAACUGUUGCAAAUUUUUACCUUGCAUUUGUGAACGAUUUGGUUAUAAUACCAGUUCUUAAUAAGAUUGAUUUGAAGAAUGCCGAUCCAGAAAGAGUCAGUAAACAACUAAAAUCACUGUUUGAAAUCAAUCCAGAUGAAAUACUUAAGAUUUCAGCAAAAUUGGGAAUUGGAAUUGAUAAUGUUUUACAAAAUAUUAUAACAAAAAUCCCAAGUCCGAAAGUGGAUAGAUCAUCAAAAUUAAGAGCUUUAUUAUUUGACUGCACAUAUGACAGAUAUAGAGGAGCUCUGAGCCUGAUUUAUAUACAAGAUGGAUGCAUUUCUUUGGGGGAUUCAAUUACCACCUUCCAUAACAAAAAGGACUAUGAAGUUAGGACACUUUCUCUCCUGCGACCAGAUGAAGUUCGUGUUAAGAAAUUAGUAGCGGGACAGAUAGGCCUUGUUGGUUGCAAUAUGAGGUCACCUAAAGAGGCUCAUAUUGGUGAUACUAUUUAUCACAGUACUUGUUUAAUAGAGCCUCUAGAGGGCUUUAAAUUGUCACAACCCAUGGUUUUUGCUGGAGUAUAUCCCAUGGAUCAAUCUCAACACAUUAAUUUAAGGAACGCUAUUGAAAAGUUAACUUUAAAUGAUUCUGCGGUUUCUGUAGAAUUGGAUACGAGUCCUGCUUUAGGUCAAGGCUGGAGGCUAGGUUUUUUGGGGCUACUGCAUCUGGAAGUUUUUACGCAGAGGUUGACUCAAGAAUAUGGCGCAGAACCGAUUAUUACGGCGCCAUCUGUAACUUAUAAAAUUAAGCUGAAACCUACAAAGCAAAACGUCAAAGAUGGAUCAGAUGUGAUGUAUGUCAACAACCCCGCAAAUUUUCCGGAACAAAUGAAAAUUGAACAAACGUUUGAACCUAUGAUUAUAGGUACUAUUGUAACGCCAGAUAAAUACCUUGGGGCAAUAAUGUCAUUGUGUAUGGAACGCAGAGGCGUACAAAGAAGCGCAAAUAAUAUAGACAAUGAAAGAGUAAUUUUACAGUAUGACUUACCACUAUGCGAAGUUGUUUUGGAUUUUCAUGAUACUUUGAAAACUAUUUCUUCAGGAUAUGCUAGCUUCGAUUAUGAAAACACUGGUUACCAAGAGAGCAGCAUGGUUAAGUUAGCGAUCUUAUUAAACGGGACUUUGGUAGAUGAACUGAGUAAUAUUGUACACGUAACCAAAGCAAAAACCAUCGGUAAACAGAUGGUAUUCAAAUUAAAAGACAUUAUUCCCAGGCAAAUGGUGCAUAUAGCAGUUCAAGCUACUGUCAAUGGUAAAGUAAUGGCCAGAGAAAAUAUAAAACCUUAUAGAAAAGACGUGACGGCAAAAUUAUACGGCGGUGAUAUUACUAGAAGAAUGAAACUUUUAGCCCAACAAGCAGCUGGCAAGAAAAAAAUGAGAAUGGUUGCCAAUAUUUCACUUCCAAGAGAAACUUUUAUAGAUGUUUUGAAGAAAUAAAUGUGUAAAUGGUGUUUGUUGAAAUAUUAAACCUGUUGGCCAACAAGCAACUAGCACAAAAAUGAUUAUAGUGGUCAUAAGAGAAAAAUAUCUACAGAUGUACAUAGAAAUAUGUACAUAAUAAUAUGAUAUAAAAUAGUGUAUAUAUUUUUUUUAAUAUAAAAUGAAAAGUU